Helobdella robusta is the source of this 1086-nucleotide messenger RNA. RefSeq lists its product as hypothetical. The coding region runs from base 1 to 1086 and encodes 361 amino acids. The record is from RefSeq and is a predicted model, not a curated record. NCBI's taxonomy places the organism in Eukaryota, Metazoa, Annelida, Clitellata, Rhynchobdellida, Glossiphoniidae. The transcript has 3 exons.
AUGAAAGAAUAUUGUGAUAGAGACAUCUUCGUUGCAAACUGUGAUCCUAAUGAGGUUAUCAUUAUGACGUCAUCAACGUAUGGGCGCAUGCGUGUCGGUAAAUGUGUACCAUUUGAUUAUUUGAUUGGUUGUUACGCAGAUGUCCUGGACCAAUCAGAAGCCAGGUGUUCAGGAAGAUUCAAUUGCUCUUUUGUACCAGACUCUGAAUUUUUUAAAGUUAAACCAUGUCGGAUUGAUUUAGUAUCUUACAUGGAAGCCAGUUACAUUUGCCAGCCCGUUGUUUCUUUUGUUGCAUUAGAAACGGACGAGGAACAGGAUGCGUCAACUAUUCAUUCCUCCUCAUCUUCCUCUAUUGUUCAUUACGGCAAAAACAUGAUUAAAAAUGUCAAGUUAAUUAACAAAAGUGAAAAAUCCAGCAACAAUUAUUACAAAGAAUUGAAAUUUAAAAAUAUUAGCAAUGCGUUUAACAACCGCAAAAACGUUGAUAGCGUUAACAAGAGUGAUAAGAAAUAUAAAGGCAAGCGUUGCAUCGAUAAUGUGACAGCCUCCGACAUACGAGAAAGGUCUGGUUACUUAAGCGCAUGCCUCAGCAUGUACACGUGGCAUGGAACUUUCCGAUGUCCUUGGAUCAUCAGAGCUCAACUCGGUCAAACGGUUCAAAUAUCAAUGCUUGAUUUUUACAACGGCAUUCGAAAUAAAGAAAAAUUUCGUCGUUCAAACAUUUAUAACAAAAAUGAUGUUAUGUUAAGGAAAGAAAACAGUUUGCAAGAACUCAAUGCUGCAAACAACAAACUGCCAUUCAAAACAAUUGACUUCAACAAUAAGUUGACAACAGACAUCCGUAAAAAAUGUUACUCUAUUGCAGUUUUUCAAGAUUUGAUGGAUAAGAAUGCAGAAACAAAUGGAAACUUACCAACAAAUAUAAAUCAGGCGUUCCAUUUAACAUCUUGUUGGAUCGAGGAACAGAAAAGUAAAAAAGUGAUCGUCUAUACAUCGAAGAGCCAUGUUGUAUCAUUCUACAUGCAGAACGAUCACGAUGCUCCACAUUAUGACAAAUGCUCCAGCCUUUUUUAUUAUGAAAGUUAG